UAUAUAUAACUUUGACUCUUUCCGCUUCAGUAACUGGCGAGGGGUAGACCUCAUGCUGAGGCGAGAGCCCAGUCAUGGAGAUGGAGGAGAAGAUAGAAAUUGUCACCAAGGAGGCGCUACUCAAAGCACCAUCAGCCGCCUUCCAUGCCCUAGAUCCAGAGCUUGGGGGCUGCUGUAGUCUCUGCCCUGCCUGUGGAUGCGGCUCGUGUCCGGGAUGCGGCUCGUGUCCGGGAUGCGGCUCGUGUCCGGGAUGCGGCUCGUGUCCGGGAUGCGGCUCCUGUCCGGGAUGCGGCUCCUGUCCAGGUUGCUGCUGUCCCUGCUGUGGUUGUGGCUCCUGCCCCAGCUGUGACUCCUGCCCCAACUGCUGUUGCUGUCCCAGCUGCUGCUGCCCCCCGAGCUGCGACUGUUGCUGCCCCCCGAGCUGCGACUGCUGCUGCCCCCCGAGCUGCGACUGCUGUUGCCAGCUGUGCUGCUGCCUCCCGCGGCUUCUGUGCCAGGUGCCCAAAAUGAUCGGCUGCCCUCUAAACAUCAAGAGGUUCCUGCUGGUCCUGGUGAUUGUGGGUCUUGUGGUGCUGGUUGUCGUGGGGGCCCUUCUGAUGGGGCUCUACAUCACCCAGGCGCAUACAGAGGCCCUUCUGCACAUGAGCAUUGGCGAGUUGGAUGGAGAAGAAUCCCAGUUGAAGUUCUCCAUGGAUAAGGAAGAAGUAGCCACUUACUAUGUGGAUGAUGGGAUCCACAACCCAGCCACGGUCAUUUAUGAUUUUGCCAAGCUGCUGAUCGGCUACAAGCCUGAACAUCAAGAAGCCUGUUACCUGGCCAGGAUGGAUAAGGAAAAUAUCCAAGGACUAGAUACUCUCCUCAAGGAAUUCCAGGCCAAGGUGUCCGUCAUGCAUCUCAGGCCAAAGGGGAAGGAGGAGGAGAAAGAGCAAGAAGAAGAAUUCCCCACAGCCCAGCUGGAUCGUUCAAGGCUGGGAACCACCAUUAACAUCCUCUGCAAACACAUCCCCAUAUUCUACACUUAGAAACCUGGAUCCAUGGUGAGCAGGGGUAGGAGGAAACAAAUGUACAUCACGGUGUCAGCCUACAAAUUCCUCAGAAAUUAUGCUGCGGCAAUACUUGCUGUCCGGUUGUUAAUCCCUUUCCUCCUUUUAUCACCACUUUUAUCACUAUUGUCCCCAAUCCCUGCCAGCACCCUUGGAGAUAAUGGGUGACAAAGCCUAAGAGAUUAUACGUAGUUUGUGCCUAUGGCUUGGAAUACUAAAUAAUUACUAAUCAAAAUAUGUAAUGCCUUAUGCAACUUAGUACAAAAUUCUAAUAAAACAACCUGGCACAGAA
Messenger RNA from Ahaetulla prasina, 1335 nucleotides. Its product is annotated as pulmonary surfactant-associated protein C-like. Lineage: Eukaryota; Metazoa; Chordata; Lepidosauria; Squamata; Colubridae. The record is from RefSeq and is a predicted model, not a curated record. Gene Ontology annotation, biological process: respiratory gaseous exchange by respiratory system. The transcript has 6 exons. Gene Ontology annotation, cellular component: extracellular region; alveolar lamellar body. Bases 75 to 1022 code for a protein of 315 amino acids.